Molecule: messenger RNA, 2582 nt
Organism: Candoia aspera
Lineage: Eukaryota; Metazoa; Chordata; Lepidosauria; Squamata; Candoiidae
Gene: RND3
Product: Rho family GTPase 3
Exons: 5
Coding region: 191-925 (244 amino acids)
Biological process (GO): small GTPase-mediated signal transduction
Cellular component (GO): cytosol
Molecular function (GO): GTP binding; protein kinase binding; GTPase activity
Source: RefSeq, a predicted model, not a curated record
GGAUUCGGCGCGGAGAGGUGGGAGCCGAGCUGUUUUUCAAACGAACGGGGAGAAAGACCUCCAUGAGCGUUUGGCAGCGAUCCGGGAGAUUCUUUCUGCGCUUUCGGUCGUUCCCCCCUUCUCCAAACUGGUAACUUCCGGGGUUUUAUCAGAGAGAGAGGGAAAAAAAAAAAAGAUUACGGACAUCUCAAUGAAGGAAAGAAGAGCUAGCCAGAAAUUAUCCAGCAAAUCGAUCAUGGACCCUAAUCAGAAUGUGAAGUGCAAAAUAGUGGUGGUGGGAGAUACGCAGUGUGGAAAGACGGCUUUGCUUCACGUCUUUGCCAAGGACUGCUUCCCUGAGAAUUAUGUGCCCACUGUGUUUGAGAAUUACACCGCCAGUUUUGAAAUAGACACACAAAGGAUAGAACUCAGCCUCUGGGAUACUUCGGGGUCUCCUUAUUAUGAUAAUGUCCGCCCACUCUCCUAUCCAGAUUCUGAUGCCGUCUUAAUUUGCUUUGACGUUAGCCGUCCAGAAACUCUUGACAGCGUAUUGAAAAAGUGGAAAGGAGAAAUCCAAGAGUUUUGUCCCAACACCAAAAUGCUUUUGGUUGGCUGCAAGUCUGAUCUGCGCACAGAUGUUAGUACGCUUGUAGAGCUGUCCAAUCACAGACAAACACCAGUAUCAUAUGAUCAGGGCGCGAACAUGGCCAAACAGAUUGGAGCAGCCACUUAUAUCGAAUGCUCAGCCUUGCAGUCAGAAAACAGUGUACGAGACAUUUUUCAUGUUGCUACCCUAGCCUGUGUGAACAAAACUAAUAAAAAUGUUAAGCGGAACAAGUCACAAAGGGCAACAAAACGAAUUUCACACAUGCCAGGCCGGCCAGAACUCACCACAGUCACCACAGAUCUGCGUAAGGAUAAAGCAAAGAGCUGUACAGUGAUGUGAAGACUUAGUUCCUCACUAAAGAUGGCCAAGGACCAUGUGUUUGGGGGGAUAGAUGACAACUCAACAAGAAGUGCCCAAUGAAAAUGGCCUAUUAUAUGGGCAUGCCAAUGCUUAAAGGCCACAGUUUCCCCUUAGUAGGCAAGAACUGUACUUGAGGGAUCAGUAUGUAGGGAAUCAGUGAGAACAGAUGGAUUCUGAAGGGUUGUUCAAGCUACUUGGAUGAAAUACCAAAUACGAAUGAAGCUAUUUGAAUGUGCCAACAAGGCUAAAGGAUUAAGUAGCACCCAAGGAAAUGAUGUUCUGGUGGAAGCUUAUUUUCAGUCUAUUUUGAAUACCAACUUUGAUUCCAAUUUCAUUCUAAAAAUACUCUCAGAUAUCAAGUCAAGAUUUUCCUACUCCUUUCAUUGUGAAUUUUGGCCCUGUGAUGCAGUUUUAGUUUUUCCAAAGAAUAUAUAUUUGCCUUUUAGUUGAACCUUAAAAAUAGGAAGAGUUAAUCCAGAAGAGAAUACUCCUAGACUUUAAAAAUAUACGUUGCGUGAGAGGACUAGUGAAGGAAGAAAUUAAACACUUUUUAAAAGAUUGUUCAGAAGCUCUUAUUAUAAAAACAUAGAUGAAUAAGGAAGAAGGUUUUAAAAAUCUCUUUUUAAGAGCAGAUCUUGGAUACAUCAGCCUUCCCUUCAGGCUUAACCGCCAUUUGGAUAAUGGUCUAAAAACUAAGUUGGAUUUACAUGGCUUCUUCAGGAGUUGUACACGACAAGAAUGGCAUAGGUUGAAUGGCAACGUCCAACAAAUGGUGCUAAGAGUUAGUUAUAAAACGCUUGCUUAGAAAGGAGCUUUAGUCUUACCACCCUCCUAACCAACUCCUUCAGUGUGAAGGAGGACAGCCACAGCACUGUGUAAGAGAGUAAGUGCUGUUUUGCUAUAUGACCUUUUCUACAGUUCUGUCCUGGGUAUUUUCUGUUAACAGCUAGCACAUAAGCCAACAUUCUCCAAUUAUCUCCAUUAUGAUGUAUCUCAGAGAGAAAAAUGGCUGCAUAUGGAUGACCAUCUCUUAUUACACAUUUCUGUUUACUUGUAAUGAGCACUCUGAGGAAAUGGGGAGGUGGAGCCCAAAGAAUGGUGGAGCCUUAACAGGUCCCAUGUGGAAACAGGAUAUUGCAUUAAUCCUGAAGGUCUAAUGUGAGCAUAUCCAGAUAGUGAUCAUUAAACAUUACUUGGGUGACCCAAAUUCUGUCAAAUUCCUUUUCCCUGACUGAUGAUUAUUGUUACAUCCACUAAGCCAUUCUCAAAAAUAGUUCGCAGAUGUUGUUACGCUUUAGAGGACACUGCAGAGCUCUGCUGAGAAUGUCUCUCUGGCUUGCCAAAAGCCAGCAUUUUCUCCAAUACUUCGUUUUUGAAACUUUUUCACACAAAAGGUCCAGAUCUGUUGCCACCAUGAUAACGCUUUUGACUGAUGCAAUGGUAUGCUUAUAGCAGUAUUAAAACAAGCAAAAAAGCUGGCAAGUGCUUUCCGUAUUUAAGUAUUGUAAAAUGAGAAAUAAGUUAACUGUUUCAGCAGAACAUCACUUUUUAACAAAUGUUGGUCAUUUUGUAUGUUUGGUUAUUGUUUCUGCAGUAUUUAUUUUUCUUUUAAAUAAAAAAAAUGUUUAGUCGUUGA